Prorocentrum cordatum is the source of this 2794-nucleotide messenger RNA. Lineage: Eukaryota; Dinophyceae; Prorocentrales; Prorocentraceae. The record is from the annotation of a GenBank genome assembly.
CGCCAGCGGUGCCCAGAUGGCAACCGACGCCCCGCCGCUGUACGGGGACCCCGACGACGUCGUGGAGAUCGAGGGCGUCAAGCAGGAUGAGUACACCGGCGUGGCGGAGCAGAGAAAGACGGAGAGGAAGGCCCGGGAGACGGCGGAAGACAGCAACAAGGACCACAAGCCGAAGUUUAUCCAGCCCCAGAAGGAGAAGCGCUUCAAGAUCUACAUGAAGUACGAGGGCAGGAAGGGCCCGCCGGCGUGGCUGAAGGCCAGGCUCCCGAAGCACGGUGGCUUCGAGGACGGCCCGUCCGUGGCGAUCAAGAAGAUGUUUUGCAACUUCUACAACCGAGUGCGCGAGAUGCUGUCGGUCCACAGCGUGCACCUGAGGAGCGAGACGGGCAUCGCGAUCCCAGACGAGGACGCUCUGAGCGGUUACGUCGGCUACGGCGGGCUCAUCUACAUAGUGGAUGGCUCUUCGCCUGCCAAGCUGCCGGACUGCGGUAGCGAUCAGCCACGCCACCUGCGGCUGGAGAUCCCGCUGCUGCAGCAGGAAGGGAGCAGAGUAGGGGCCGUGGUGCCCGCGUACGGCAAGUCAGCUUCGAAGGAGAUCGACGUGCGCCAACUGUCAGUGCUCAGGUUGGAAGCUACACUCCCAGAAGAGCUCGACAAGCUGGAGCGCCUGGAGAAACAAGCUGAACAGCAGCGAAAGGGUGUACGAGAAGCCAAGUUGGCUCUCAAUGAUUCGGAUGAGGAGUACCGCAAGCUGGUCGCGGAGAUCGCCCGUGCUGCUGGUGGUUUCACUCGGAUAUCAACCGCAUUCGGGCUGAGCAUCAGGAGCACUUGGGACGACUACAGCGGAAGCGGCAGCGGGUCGACGCACCAGCUGAACAACCUGCGGGGCCUGGUGAGCGCCCUGCACCUGAGGCCUCGCAGCCAGCAUGCGCGGGCGAAGCUGGAGGCGCUGGCUCAGUGCCAGGAGACCGACGCGUCUGCGGCGAUGCAACAGGAGCUCAGUCUUGAUUCCAAUGGCAGGGCCGAUGGGGAGGCCACAGUAAGAAAGCUAGGAGAUGAAGGCGCGCUUAUUCUCGCUCGCGUGGACGAGCUGCUGCACCAUCGCGGCAUGCCGUUCAUUAUGGCGGGUGAUUGGCAGGUAGGGCCCAAUGUGUUUGCAGAUUUGGGAUGGCCUCAGAAAGUUGGGGGCGUCAUCGUUGCUCCAGGUACGCCCGCCUGCCGAUCAACGGCGCGCCGAUGGCGCACCAUCGACUAUUUCGUGAUUCCCAAGGGCCUAGGGCCAUGCGUUGCCAGCUGCAGGCGCAACGAGCAGGCCACGACGGCCCCCCACUGGCCAGCGGCGCUCUCUUUGAAGGGGGACCCGUUGGAGGCCAAGCACUGGGUGGUCACCAAGCCGAAGGCCUUGCCCGAGGAGAUCCCUGUGGGCCCGCGCCCGAAGGCUCCAGAUUAUCAGCAGCACCUCGAGAGGGCCCAAGCUAGAGGCACUUCAGAAGAUCUGGGUCGUGUUUUCUUGGGAUUCUUGGUCACCUUCGAAUCGGCGUUGCUUGACAUCUACCAGGUCCGUGACCAGCCCAAGUGCGGCGGCAGGCUGCAUUGGCCCAGCGUCUCCAUUUUCAAUGUUGUCGACGAUCUAACUUUCUUCGCCUCAGCCACGUCUUGCAAGCUCGGGGGUCUGGUAGGCUCCGCCACCAGGCACGUGUGCACGCAGUUGGAGAGGCCCCAGCUCAUAGUUUCGAGGGGGAAAGAGGUGAUCGUGUCGUCGGACAACUUCGUCGCCGCCGAGAUUCGGAAGAAGCUAGAUAGGUCCAACUUUCCAGGCUUCGGAAGCUUCGACCUCGAGUUCGGCGCUGUCGUGGGCUCCGAAGCUCAUUCCGAGGUGCUGCUGAAGUCGUUCGUGUCGGAGCUCUGCCAGCUGCGAUGCAUGGAUCAUGCGAUCAUGUUUCGAGGCUUUCAUGAGGCUCGAGAGCAUUCGUUGGCAGUAUGCGCAGGGUCCUGCUGGUGCGGUUAUCUGUACUUUGAAGCGUCUGCGGUGGGUAUCGUCUCCUGGGACUCCUGGGUCACUGACGACGGCGUCCCGAUCAAUCCCCGCAACUCCGGCAAAAUAACCUUCAGGUCCCUGAUCAACUCCAGCACCCAGAGGUCCCCGGCACAAGGCCUAGGUGGGCCGUUCGGGAAGAUCGAUGGUCUAACCGCAGGCCCUUGCCUCACGCGGCUCAUCGUGCAUUUGAAGGAGCUGCGCACGCCGGGGAAAGGCUCUUCAGCAAGCAGACUGGCAACGGCUGUGGCAGGAGGUUUCCCGACGCAGCAGACGCUCUUCAUUGAUCGCAGAGUUGUGACGAGGUACUGCCAGUGGUGCUUGCAAUGUCCUGGCGCCAGGAAGCAUCGCUUGUACCUGUGCGAUGCGCGCUGCUUGUUCAGACGAGAUCUUGAUCUAGAUAAUGUUAUCCAGGCUGGCUGUGAGGGAGGGGAUGAUGACCUCGCUACUACAAGAUGCCUCAUCCCAAGCCCCGAAUGGGAAUGGCCGAAGCCCUACCUCACAGCCGAGCCUAAAGGGAGUGUGUACUCCAGAUAUGGCGUCCUCGACUCGGGCUUCGUCUGCUUAGAGGGCUCGGCCGUCGACCCAGAGUUGCUCAGCUCCACGAGGGCAGGAUGCAGAGGGGUCGCCGUCGACUUGGGAGGCAACAUCGAGGGCGCUCUCUACGGCCCCUUGCCUCACCCGCUGCAGAUGGCGGGCUGCGGAGAGGUUUUCGCGCUGCUCACGCCGCCGCUGUCAUAUUCAUCGCAGCCGCCGUGA